CCUCACCCCCGGUAAAUUCAGUGUUGGUUACUGGUGAGAGGAGGUGAGAGAUUUUGUUCCCCAACUCAAGGAGGAGCCCUCGUGGAUAGGGUGUGAAAUCGGGAGAGGUUGGUUGGAAAACAAUUUGAUCCCCCGCAAUUCCGCUGGUGGGGCUCUCUUUCUUAAUGCUUGUUGCCAAGACUGCUAUCAAUCCCAUGGGGUCUAGUGCGGCUAAAAUAUUUUUUUCUACACUCUAACAACCUUCAAAUCGAGAAACAAUCUUUUUGUCUGUUUCCUCCAACAACUUUACAACCUUCAAUGACUUCCUCAAAACCACGAAAUUCGCUGUCAUUAUCGGAACAGCUUGCCCUGUUGGAGAAUCCUGCGCCGACGGACUUUGAUCCCGAGGCUCCGGAGGAAGAUUAUGGCCACAGCGAGAAAUCUGAAGGCAGUGGAGACGAAGAGAGUGAAGAAGAUCUGGGAAGAGCACACUAUAUAACCGUCGGAAAGAGUAAGUUACGGAAAGGAAACCCAGUACUAUUAGACCCUAAAUACAAUGGCGCUCGAAUAAGUCGCGAAAAGCUCUACCAAGACGAAGUUGAAGACCACCGAAUGGAUGGAUCCGAUGACGAUAGCGAGGACAGCGAUGGCGACGGAAGUGAGGGCGAUGCGGACGAAAAGAAAGUGGGGAAUAGAGAGAGUGAUGAAAUUCCAACAGACGAGGAUGAUGACAUCGAUAGUGAUGAUGUUCUUGGGAGUGACGAGGAUAAAUUUUCCGGGUUCAAAUUUCUCGGCAGUUCGACUACGAAGGAGGGGGUAAAUGCUACCCGUGGAAUGAAGGUUGUCGACGAUUCAAGCUCCGACGGGGAACCUGGAACAGACCCAGACGAUGAGGCGAUAUUGAACGAAGAAAAGGACAGCGACAAAGACAAUGCCUCCGAUGUAGAGAGCAAAUUGCUCAGUCAUAGUGAGGAUGGUUAUGGGGAGGAUGAGAGUGAGGAUGAAGAGAGCGAAGAUGAUGGGGAUGAGGGUAGUGAUGAGGGCGCCCAAGAUGCGGAAGCCAAGCGUAGGGAGGAGUUAAAGAAGCUAAUCACCGAAGAGCAGAAAAACGUUGUUGCAAAUAUUUCUAAAGCUUUCAAAGCCGAUGCUGAGAAAGGCACAGCAGUGAAACAACAACAGAAAACGUUUGACUCGCUUCUAGGUAUCCGUAUCAAACUCCAGAAAGCCAUUGUGGCAACUAACUCUCUACCCACUCCUUCGCAACCUGCGUCAUCACCUCAACCCGUACUCGAGACAUAUAAGGCGGCAGAAGAUGCGGCAUUGAAUCUCUGGAACACCCUAACAGACCUCCGAUGUGAACUAUCUUCACCCUCUACCCCCAAACGAAAACACGAUGGUAUGGACACCUCCACCCCCGCCUUAUGGGCCAAGAUGCAAAAGCUCGAAGCAGAAGUUCACCCAAACCGUCUCUCAACACUGGACAAAUGGUCUACCAAAACAUCCUCCGUUUCCACCGUUACGUUAGCGCGCAAGUUAAACAACAGUGCGCAACGUAGCCUCACAGCAACAAUCAAUGAAACUCUAAUGACUGGUCUAAACCGACAUGUGCAAAAGACAAGAGUUCCCCGAUCAUGUGCGCCGACAAAGGUCGAAAGCGGCGAAGACGUGGAAGUAUAUGACGACUCUGACCUUUACCAAAUGUUAUUGAAGGCAUUGGUGGACCAGAGAAUGAUCGACAAUGCAAACUCCGGUGGCCCCAAUGGUGCGGUCAGAUGGACAACAGCAUUGAGAGACGCCAAAGUUAAAAAGGCUGUCGAUACUAAAGCUUCCAAGGGGAGGAAGUUGAAGUAUCAAGUCCAAGAGAAGCUUCAGAAUUUCAUGGCACCGAUCGCCAAUAACAGUUGGAACGAGCACCAGAUUGAUGAGUUAUUCGGCAGUCUACUGGGCCAGAGAGUUAGAGUUGAUGAAGACAGUGAAAACGAGGAAGCCGAAUUUGAAGGAUUGAGGUUAUUUAAAAGUUGAUAAAUUAAUUGGAUUGUUUUGAUAAAGUAUUUACCAUCACCCCC
This is a messenger RNA of Tuber melanosporum (Perigord truffle), 2045 nucleotides long. RefSeq lists its product as uncharacterized. Gene Ontology annotation, biological process: maturation of SSU-rRNA from tricistronic rRNA transcript (SSU-rRNA, 5.8S rRNA, LSU-rRNA). Lineage: Eukaryota; Fungi; Ascomycota; Pezizomycetes; Pezizales; Tuberaceae. Bases 298 to 2001 code for a protein of 567 amino acids. The transcript has 6 exons. Gene Ontology annotation, cellular component: nucleolus; nucleus. The record is from RefSeq and is a predicted model, not a curated record.